AUGGCAUCCAGUGUACCUGUGUGUCCAUACAAAACUGUGAUAGAUGCCUAUUCUGUUUUCCAUCAAGUGGAAUUAGAUGAGGAAAGUCGGCACCUGACUACCUUCAUAUCCCCAUGGGAAGUCAAUUAUGCAGUCGUUGAAGGAGAGGCUGCUGCCGUGGUAUGGUGCUUUCAGAAAGCUAGAUUAUUCCUACUGGGAUGUCCCAAUAUUAUCCUUGUUACUGACCACCGUCCGCUGGUCAAAGUGUUUGGUGAUAGAGAAUUGAAAGACAUUGCAAAAACAUUACAAUACCGUUUCACAGUGAAAUACAUUCCUGGGAAGAAAAACUCAGCAGCCGAUACUCUUUCAAGAUACCCAGUAAUCAGAAGCCCAAUAAAUGCGAGUGACAGUGAGAUGGGGGAGGAGGUUGAGAGUUCAUGCGUUGCAGCAUUGAUCACGUCGCUGAGUGAUGACGUCAUAACCCUCGACUGGAAUUCUGUUAAAAAAGCUGCUGAAAGCGAUGUGGAAUAUCAUCUGCUAAAGAGUAUGGUAGCCGCAGGUUCUUGGCCGGUAUCAAGAAAUCUAGUCGACCCCAGCAUAAAGCCGUAUUUUAACGUGCGGGACCGACUUGGCAUCGUGGACGAACUGGUGGUGUAUUCAUAUGAUGAAGGGCACAUACGUCUAGUAAUACCUGUGUCACUACGAGACCGAGUUGUCUCUAACCUACACUCAGGCCACCAAAGUUCUGAUUCAAUGAUUCGUAGGGCACGACAGGCUGUGUAUUGGCCUGGGAUGGAGGGUCAACUGAAACUCAAGAGGAUGCAGUGCAGAACAUGUGACGUCAUCGCUCCAUCCCAACAAAAGGAACUGCUAUUGCCCACCCCACCCCCUGAUUAUCCUUUUCAACAGACGGUCACGGAUAUGUUUCAAAUAUGUGGAAAACAAUAUCUGGCAUAUGCAGAUAGGCUUACUGGUUGGCUGGAAAUUGCCUUCUAUCCAAGUGGUGCUACUUCUGCUAAGUUGAUCCCACUCUUCCGACGAUACUUCAUGCAGUGGGGUGCCCCGGAAGAAAUCUCCCUCGAUGGUGGCACCAAUUUGGUAAGCACUGAAAUGGCUAGCUUCCUACAGAAAUGGGGGGUUAGGAUGAGAAUAUCCUCAGCCCAUUACCCCCAAUCCAACGGGAGGGCAGAGGCAGCAGUACGUACAGCAAAAAGAACCAUUCAAGAUGACACAAGAAGCGACGGAAGCCUCGACACAGACAGUUUUGCAAGAGCCAUUUUGCAAUAUAGAAAUACGCCCCUAAGAGACAUCGAUAAAUCGCCGGCACAAUUAGCCAUGGGACGACAACUCAGAGACUCAGUUCCCAUGAUUAAAAGCUAUCAUAAGAUAACAGAGCAGUGGGCAGACAUUAUGAUAGACAGAGAGGAGAAGAUGGGUAGACACUUGAGAAAUGUCAAGUUCCGUCAUGAUUCUAGUGCAAAGAGACUCCGCCCCUUGCAAACGGGUACCACAGUAGCAGUGCAAAAUGUUGUCUCUAAGGCCUGGGAUCGUAUUGCAAAAGCCAUUGAAAUGAAAGGAGACCGCCAAUAUGUCAUAAAAUUAGACGGUAGUGGAAGAAUAUCAACGAGAAACAGAAAACAUCUUCGGGAAAUAAGAGUGCAGGAUUCCCCACCUACUCGUUCACUUUCCCCCUCUGACUCGUGUGCUGACCGCCAACCCAGAAGAGGGACGAGGAAAAUAAAUCCUCCGAGUUGGCAUAAAAACUACAUUUUGUCACCUCUCCACCUAAGACAGUACCUUAGAGAACCGGGCACUGGUGACUCAGAUGGGCCUAUGGGCUCCUGCAAAGGCCCUUUCGCUACCUCACAGAGACUGGAGGGUCAUAGAAAGAGAGAUAUAGAAGUGGGUAGGCAGAGAGUGAGAAAACAAGAACAACAAAAUGCACCAAGGAAAGAGAGUGCGAAGAGCGAAAAGGAGGACAACAAAGAGGUUCUAAAAGCUGCAACAGAGCGGAGGCUCUUUGAGUCUGAGCAGAAUCCGUAG
Messenger RNA from Macrobrachium nipponense, 2022 nucleotides. RefSeq lists its product as uncharacterized. The coding region runs from base 1 to 2022 and encodes 673 amino acids. Lineage: Eukaryota; Metazoa; Arthropoda; Malacostraca; Decapoda; Palaemonidae. Gene Ontology annotation, biological process: DNA integration. The transcript has 4 exons. The record is from RefSeq and is a predicted model, not a curated record. Gene Ontology annotation, molecular function: nucleic acid binding.